AUGACAGAGAAGGAGAAGCCAGUUCUAGCCUUCAAGCAGGCCCAGGAGUCCAUCUCUGAGAAAUUUCCGCAGACUUUCAAACACAAGGAAGGCGAUGCCUUUGUCGGCGGUGGUUCAACAGAGCUCUACGAGCCGAUUCCCGAGUAUGAAGGGCGCCACCGGUAUGAUCCCAGUGCGGAGUGGACGGAGAAGGAGGAGAAGAAGUUGGUUAGAAAGCUCGAUUACCGUAUUUGCUCCUGGGUCUGCCUCAUGUUCUUUGCCCUGCAACUGGAUCGGGGCAACAUCUCGCAAGCCCUAAGUGACGGGAUGCUCAACGACUUGGGCCUCUCCACGAACCAAUACAACUACGGCCAGAUGAUCUUCUACCUGUGUUUUCUCUGCGCUGAGGUUCCUUCCCAGAUGAUCUCGAAAAAACUAGGUCCAGACGUCUGGAUCCCCAUUCAGAUGAUGGCGUGGAGCCUCAUCGGUAUUCUCCAGUGUCUGAUCUCCGGGGAGAAGAGUUUCUAUGCAACCCGUGCGCUGCUCGGUCUCGUUAAAGGCGGAUUCAUCCCUGAUGCAUUGCUCUAUCUGUCAUAUUUCUACACGAACCGGGAGUUACCUAUGCGGGUCGGCUUCUUCUACUGCGCCUCGCACUUCACGUACAUAGUGGCCGCGUUUUUGGCAUUUGGCAUCCUGCAUAUGCGGUCCAUUGGAGGCUGGGAGGGAUGGCGGUGGUUGUUUGCGCUGGAGGGGGCAUUGACGAUGGUAGUGGGCUUUGUCUCGUGGUUCUAUCUUCCCCCAGGACCGACGCAGACGGCGAGCUGGUUCCGAGGGCGCAAUGGGUGGUUCAGUGAGAGAGAGGAGGUGAUUAUGGUCAACCGGGUGCUGAGGGAUGACCCAAGCAAAGGCGGGAUGCACAACCGUCAAGGUCUGACUUUAAAGCUCCUCUGGGCCCCGUUGACAGACUACGAUCUUUGGCCGCUGUACGUCAUCAGUUUGACGAUGCUGAUCCCCACGAGCCCGGUCACGGCGUAUCUGACGCUCAAUCUCAAGUCGCUGGGCUUCGACACCUUUGAGACGAAUCUGCUGACCAUCCCUGCGUAUGUGCUCUUCUUGAUCCAGCUUGUCCUUUGGUCGUGGGUCUCAGAAAGAAUCAACAAUCGGAUGGCAGUGGUGGGAUUCUAUUCUUUCUGGUGUCUGCCCCUGCUUCUGGCUCUGGAGCUGAUGCCGUCUUCGGCGAGUCCCUGGAGCUGGUAUGCUGUUACAGUGCUAUUGAUCGGGUUUCCGUAUAUCCAUUCUAUCAAUGUCAGCCUCACAUCUCGCAACGCAGGCAGUGUCCGCACAAGGACGGUUGGUAGUGCCCUGUAUAACAUGAUCUGUCAGGCAAGUUCGAUCAUCUCUUCGAACAUUUACCGCGAAGACGAUAAGCCGUACUACCGUCGAGGAAACAAGGUCCUCCUUGCACUGGUUGCCUGGAACGUGGUCAUGACCAUUUUCAUCAAGUGUUAUUAUAUCUGGCGGAACAAGUCGCGUGACAGAAUCUGGAAUGCCAUGAGCUCUGAGGAGAAGGAUAAUUACCUGAGGACGACGAAGGACGAAGGGAAUAAAAGGCUGGAUUUUCGGUCUGCGCAUUAA
Aspergillus nidulans FGSC A4 is the source of this 1614-nucleotide messenger RNA. RefSeq lists its product as uncharacterized. The coding region runs from base 1 to 1614 and encodes 537 amino acids. Gene Ontology annotation, cellular component: membrane. Gene Ontology annotation, biological process: transmembrane transport. The transcript is spliced from 5 exons. Gene Ontology annotation, molecular function: transmembrane transporter activity. The record is from RefSeq and is a predicted model, not a curated record. Lineage: Eukaryota; Fungi; Ascomycota; Eurotiomycetes; Eurotiales; Aspergillaceae.